Molecule: messenger RNA, 880 nt
Organism: Protopterus annectens (West African lungfish)
Lineage: Eukaryota; Metazoa; Chordata; Ceratodontiformes; Protopteridae
Gene: TPK1
Product: thiamin pyrophosphokinase 1
Exons: 7
Coding region: 19-723 (234 amino acids)
Biological process (GO): thiamine diphosphate biosynthetic process; thiamine metabolic process
Molecular function (GO): thiamine diphosphokinase activity; thiamine binding; ATP binding
Source: RefSeq, a predicted model, not a curated record
CUAUCUCUUCAAGGAAAAAUGACAUUUGGACUUGUGAUUCUUAACCAGCCUAUAGUUCGUGACCAGCUGGAAUAUUUAUGGAGCAAAGCUGUUAUGAAAGCUUGUGCAGAUGGAGGAGCAAAUCAACUGUACCAGAUAACAGAAGGAAUGCAAGACAGAUUUUUGCCAGACUUUAUUGCUGGAGAUUUGGAUUCUAUUCGUCCUGAAGUUAGAGAGUUUUAUAACGCUAAGGGUUGUGAAAUAACUAAAACACCAGAUCAGGACUUCACUGACUUCACCAAAUGUCUUAGCCUUCUACUUAAAAAGUUGAAAGAAAACGAGGUGCAGGUUGAUGCCAUUGUAACUCUGGGAGGGCUUGCGGGCCGUUUUGACCAGACCAUGGCCACUGUUGAAACUCUUUUUCAUGCCAAAAAUAUGACUAGUCUUCCAGUUCUAGUUAUUCAAGACAGUUCCUUAGCCUGUUUACUUCAGCCUGGUCAACACAUACUGAAAGUGGCCACAGGCUUGGAAGGAGAGUGGUGUGGCCUCAUUCCAGUAGGACAGUCUUGUAUUGUCACAACCACAGGUCUUAAAUGGAAUCUCACCAACCAACUUCUGAAAUUCGGUGUGCUUGUGAGUACCUCAAAUACUUAUGAUGGAAGUGGCACGGUGACUGUUAAAACAGACCAGCCUCUGUUGUGGACUAUGGGUAUCAAGAAAGAUCAAACAGAUGAACUAAUAUGACAUCCUAAAGAACCGACAGAGUCUGACUCUCAAGCUUGGAUACCAUAUCCGUCUUGCAAUACUAAUUGUAUCAUUAUUAACACAUUUUGCAAAAGAAAAAAAAUACUGUGAUGCAUUUGUGUAUUUCUGAAACAGAAUAAAGGGAACACGCACUAUA